CCACUACUGACUGUGUUUACACGCUCUAAAAACAAUGGGAUUCUCUGUCCUUCUGUCUAAACCCGACACUUUAAUCCGUUAUAAAGACGUGAAUACGCGUCUAAGUAAAUCGAGCGCGACAGCUGACGAGGGGAUCGUUUUAAGAAGGAACCCAGAAUGUUUCUGUUGCAGUUACCCGAGGAUGUUUUGUACCUCAUCCUGUCUAACUUGGACUGCAAAUCUUUAUGUCGCCUCUCUCAGGUGUGCAGGAGAAGCUAUCAGUUCAUCUACCGCGACACUGUGUGGAGGAAGAUAGCCAAGGACUUUAUUAACACUGGAAUUACACGAGAAGGAGCUGAUCUGUAUCCUGCCAUCCCAUUAAAGGACAGAGUGAAGAUAUCUCAGAACUGGAGACAUGGUGUAUCCCGUAAAGAUGUCCUUCUCAAGUGGAAGGUUAACUUGUUGCCCUGGCUGCAGCUAGACGGUGAUGUGCUGUAUCUGUCUCAGGCAUCAGACAUUGGAGCGUAUCAUCUCAGGAGGGCUGAAGGUAGAAAGUUCCAGCAUAAUCGGGUGGCUGUGUUUUCCGGUCACCAAGAAGACGUGUGCCGAUUCACCGUGACGGAUUCAUACGUGGUCAGCGCUGGAGGUGAUGGGAAGAUCAUCAUCUAUGAUAAAACAGGGGAUUGUUCUGUGGAGUAUUAUGGCCAUAAUCAGGAGGUGAACUGUAUUGACAGCAAAGGUGAUUUAAUAAUCAGUGGCUCAAGAGACAAGACAGCGAAGAUGUGGACAUUAAGUCUCGACAAAAUUGGCAAGUGUCUUCAUACAAUCGCUACCUGUGACAGAGUGUGGUCAGUCGCUAUAAGUCCUUCUCUGGGCACCUUUGUGACUGGAACUGCAUGCUGUGAGAAAUACUCACCUCUUUGGAUUUGGGACACUGAAAGGUGUCACCUGGUGUCGUGUCUUGGCACAGACUUCCGCAGAGGUGCAGGUGUGUUAGAUAUUGUGUACGAGUCUCCAUUCCAGCUCCUCACCUGUGGAUAUGACACUUUCAUCCGCUACUGGGAUCUGCGUGUCUGCCUCAGAAAGUGUGUGAUGGAGUGGGAGGAGCCCCAUGACAGUGCUCUUUACUGUAUCCAGAGCGAUAAAAAUCACAUGAUUGCUAGUGGAUCCUCCUACUAUGGAGUGGUUCGUCUGUGGGACAAACGACAAACUCGCUGCUUGCAGAUGUUCCAGCUUAGCUCCAUCACUAGCAGCCCGGUGUACAGUCUGUGCUUCAACUCCACACACCUGUACACUGCCCUCGACUCAGCCCUUUACUCACUGGACUUCAGGAGUUCAGCAUCCAGGAGAUAAUACAACACACCUCUCACAACACACACCGGUACUCUCGACAUGUGCCUUGGGUUUAAAUCCACUAUCCACAACACACCUUCAACAUCUCCUCUCAGCUCUGACUGUCAGCCUGUAGGCUUUUACCUCUCUGAGACCUUACUGGAACUUGAUUCAAGUAUUUGUACCGUGUGGACUUGGAUUUGUGACACACAGAGAGAGGCAGAGAGUUGCUAUUUCUUUACUAACCUAUCUCACUGGCUGCUGGAAGCAAUUGAAGGAAGCAGAGUUCAUGACCUUCUGUAGCCCAAGACUUAACGGACUUAACACAUUGCCAGUGACCUGUGCGACUCCUAAAACAAACACUGAUCAGAGCUGUCAGAAAUGCCCUGUUGGAAAUUCUGCCAAAGCAUAUACACUUAUCAGCCAUAACAUUAAA
This is a messenger RNA of Trichomycterus rosablanca, 1747 nucleotides long. RefSeq names its product F-box and WD repeat domain containing 4 (gene fbxw4). The record is from RefSeq and is a predicted model, not a curated record. Gene Ontology annotation, cellular component: SCF ubiquitin ligase complex. The transcript has 9 exons. Bases 157 to 1332 code for a protein of 391 amino acids. NCBI's taxonomy places the organism in Eukaryota, Metazoa, Chordata, Actinopteri, Siluriformes, Trichomycteridae. Gene Ontology annotation, molecular function: protein binding. Gene Ontology annotation, biological process: SCF-dependent proteasomal ubiquitin-dependent protein catabolic process.